AUGACAGACCUGAAUUACACCGAGUACCUGCAGUCCGUCUAUCCGGGAACAACGUGGGAGACCACCCGCCUGACCGGGGGCGUCGUCAAUUCCACACACCGCGCGACGAGGCUUUCUGGGAGCGCCGGUCCGGCCAGUCUCGUCCUCAAGCACGCCCGUUCGUACGUCGAAAGCGUCGGUCCAGGCCUACACUUUUCUACCCAGCGACAGGCUGUCGAGGCGGCGAUUCUGAAACUAUGGGAUGAGGACGGCCCUCUGUUCGAGUCCCGCAAGACGGUGGCGCCAUGGAAAACGCCGCGCCUCCUCCGUCACGACAGCGGCAAGGAGUCGGUCUUGAAGCUGAGCGUCUCGGAUCAGGAGGCGUCCAUCUUGCUGCUCUCCGACCUCGGGCGACUCGUCAACGUUGUCGAGUUUAUCAAAACCGCCGCCAAGGACGCCGUUGCAACUGCCGACAAGAUCGCCAAGCUCGGUCGCGACACGGGCUCCAUCAUGGCCCUCGUUCACAGCCCAGAGACGGUGCGGAAGAUACAAGCCGAGCAGCCUCAGACGUACGAGAAGCUUUCCGUGUCCGUAUCGAAGGGCAUUGUCUGGGAAUUCGCCGUCCUCCCCAUCAAGGAACGCAUCAAAAGCUACGCCAACGCGGACAAGCUGUUCACCGCCACGGCCCAGGAAUACAACGACCCCGAGUACGACUACCGACCAGCCCUCAGCAUCGGCGACUUCCAUCCCGGCUCCAUACUGCUGUCCGAUCCCGCGGUCGCGGUGGACCUCACGCCCGCGCUGGUGGACUGGGAGUUUGGCCGCGCCAACGGCCGCGGCGUCAACGGCGACGUCGCCCAAUUCCUCUCCAGCAUGCGCUGCGAGAUCCUCGACGCCCAGGACGACGCCGCCCUGCACGCGCUGCUGGUGCUGUACGUCACGAGCUUCUGUUCCGCGUACCGAGAGGCGGCCAGGCUCCGGGUGAGGAGGGACGUGCGCGACGGCAACCUGCAGCUUCUGCGGUCUGCGUUCUCCUUGCACGGCCGCGAGGACGUCAACUUGGCGCACGACGUGUACCAUGCCAGCGCGCGGCGCAGGGACAUGAUUGACGUGGGUGUGUGGUAUCUCGAGAGGGCCGGCGACAGCGCGGAGCACUUUGUGUCGGACGCCAACUGGGAAGAGAUUAAAAAGGAAGACCGGUGUUUACUUCAGUCAUUGUUCAUUAUGGAAUAG
Messenger RNA from Cordyceps fumosorosea ARSEF 2679, 1212 nucleotides. RefSeq lists its product as hypothetical. The transcript is spliced from 2 exons. The record is from RefSeq and is a predicted model, not a curated record. The coding region runs from base 1 to 1212 and encodes 403 amino acids. Lineage: Eukaryota; Fungi; Ascomycota; Sordariomycetes; Hypocreales; Cordycipitaceae.